AUGGCGGCUCUAAACUCGUUUCUUACUUUCUUUCUCUCUCUGACUUUCUUUCUUUCUUUCUUUCUUUCUUUCUUGUGUCUUUCAUAUCAUUUCUAUCUAUCUAUCUAUCUAUCUAUCUAUCUAUCUAUCUAUCUAUCUAUCAUAUCUAUUAUCUAUCUAUUUUCGUAUCUAUCUAUCUAUCUAUCUAUCUAUCUAUCUCAGUCUGUUCGUAUAUAUCUAUUUAUAUAUAAGUCUAUUUCUAUCUGUCUUUUCUAUCUAUCUAUCUAUCUGAAUUCUAUCUAUCUAUCUAUAUCUAUCUAUAUCUAUCUAUCUAUCUGUUCUAUCUAUCUAUCUAUAUAUAUAUAUAAGUAUUUAUAUAUCUAUCUAUCUAUCUAUCUCAGUCUGUUCGUUAUUUAUCUGUCUAUCUCAGUCUGUCCAUAUCUAUCUAUCUAUCUAUCUAUCUAUCUAUCUAUCUAUCUAUCUAUCUAUCUAUCUAUCUCAGGCUGUUCGUAUCUUUAUGUAUCUUUCUCUUUGUAUCUAUCUAUCUAUCUAUCUAUCUAUCUAUCUUUAUAUAUAUAUAUCUAUAUAUCUAUUUAUUUAUCUGUUUUCUAUCUAUCUAUCUAUCUAUCUCAGUAUCUAUCUAUUUAUCUGUCUUCUCCAGUCUAUCUGUAUCUAUCUAUCUAUCUAUCUAUCUAUAUCUAUCUAUCUAUCAGUUUCUGGAGAUCUAGUAUAUCUAUCUAUCUAUCUCUUCUAUCUAUCUAUCUAUCUAUCUAUCUAUCUAUCUAUCUAUCUAUCUAUCUCAGUCUGUUCGUAUCUAUCUAUCUAUCUAUCUCAGUUUGUUCGUAUCUAUCUAUCUAUCUAUCUAUCUAUCUAUCUAUCUAUCUAUCUAUCUCAGUCUGUUCGUAUCUAUGCAUCUUCGUAUCUAUCUAUCUAUCUAUCUAUCUAUCUAUCUAUCUAUCUAUCUAUCACAAACUUCAUUAUCUAUCUAUCUAUCUAUCUAUCUCAGAUCAUCCUCUGCGCAUGUCAGGAAGUAGUCGUGAAUGUGUUUUGGGGGAGGAUAUCAUUUGUAUUAUUCAUAUCUAUAUAUCUUUGUUUGAUUAUCUCUGUCCAUCUCUGUCUCGGCCUGCCCAUAUCUAUCUAUCUAUCUAUCUAUCUAUCUAUCUAUCUAUCUAUCUAUCUAUCUAUCUAUCUAUCUAUCUAUUUUAA
Molecule: messenger RNA, 1185 nt
Organism: Acanthosepion pharaonis
Lineage: Eukaryota; Metazoa; Mollusca; Cephalopoda; Sepiida; Sepiidae
Source: the annotation of a GenBank genome assembly